AUGGGUGCUUCGUUGCGACAGCCCCAGGGCUACGCUAGCUUGUCCCCGGCGGCCUCGCCGACGUCCCGACGGCACGGGCGCCUGCCGAUGUUCGUACUGGCACCCUGUCGCACCUGGGCCAACAAAUCGUGUAGCCGUCGUCUCUGGGACAUUAGUAGACUGGUUGCUGUCAUUGUACUGGUUGCCUACGGUAUCCAGCGAACAAUUGCCGGUUAUCGGGGACAGCGUACCUGGCUCCACGCGCCGAUUACGGCAUUGGAACGGAAAUGCCCACCACCGGACUAUCCCACGCUCCGGAUGCACGGGAAUCAAACUGUUCCGGCGGCGAAAGUCAAGAUUUGUCUCACCACACUAACGGACGAAAAGGAAAAACCUUGGUUUCAAAAACUCAUGGCCUACCGCAACUACGAUGGACUCUUGGGCUUGACGUGGGAUAACAAACAAAAGUACGCCGAUAAGCAUGGGUACCACCUGUACGACGAGAGCGCAUUGCUCGAUAAGAAGCGACCACCGGCCUGGAGUAAGAUUCUGGCUGCACAACGACUCCUGAAAGAGGAAUCCUGUGACUGGGUCGUCUGGUUGGAUGCGGAUACCGUCAUUAUGAAUUCGUCUAAACAGAUUGAAGACUUUUUACCCGCCGAUGCCGAGAAGGAUUUUUUGAUUGUGGAAGACACGGGUGGUGGUUACAAUUCCGGUGUGUGGCUGAUCCACAAAUCUGCAUGGUCGCUGAAACUUUUGGAAGAAUGGUGGGGGAUGACUUCGUACGUGCGACCGCCGGGUUUCGCCAAGAGUGGGGACAAUUUUUCCUUGAAGAAUCUACUGGCCGACCGCAAGGACUUCCGACAAAAAGUAGUCGUGCCGCCACGGUGUACCUUCAAUUCGUUCGCCAAGUUUGUUGCACCCCAGCACUACGAAAAGGCUGUCACAAACCUGCAACGGCAAGAGUGGUACAUGAACGAAGCCUACUACCACAAGGGAGAUUUUAUUGCCCACGUGGCUGGUAUGGACAACAAAUACGAAACGUUGGCAAUGCUGCUGGAAGAGGCAGUCUAGUUGUAGAUACUUGGCUAAAUUUUGAGGAUCAGUUUCCGUGCGUUGCAAACGAUGCAC
Phaeodactylum tricornutum CCAP 1055/1 is the source of this 1110-nucleotide messenger RNA. RefSeq lists its product with no specific name. The record is from RefSeq and is a predicted model, not a curated record. The transcript has a single exon. NCBI's taxonomy places the organism in Eukaryota, Bacillariophyta, Bacillariophyceae, Surirellales, Neidiaceae. Bases 1 to 1053 code for a protein of 350 amino acids. Gene Ontology annotation, biological process: protein N-linked glycosylation. Gene Ontology annotation, cellular component: Golgi membrane. Gene Ontology annotation, molecular function: glycosyltransferase activity.